GCGGAGAGCGGCAGAGCGAGGGCAGCCCGGCCGCGCUCGGCUCCGGGGGUGUCACCGGCCCCGCUCCCCCCUCGCCAUGGCCGGGCUCCUGCCGCUGCUGCUGCUCCUGCUGCCGGCGGGCCCCGGGGCCGGCGCCUCCAAGGACGAUUGUGCCUCCAAGCUGUUCACGGCCGGCGGCGAGUGCUGCCGCCUGUGCAACGUGGGCGAGGGCGUGGUGCAGCCCUGCGGGGUCAACCAGACGGUCUGCGAGCCCUGCCUGGACAGCGUCACCUUCUCGGACACGGCCAGCGCCACGGAGCCGUGCAAGCCGUGCACGCAGUGCGAGGGGCUGCAGAGCAUGUCGGCGCCCUGCGUGGAGACCGACGACGCCGUGUGCCGCUGCGCCUACGGCUACUUCCAGGACGAGGCCAGCGGGAGCUGCCGCGAGUGCCGCGUCUGCGAGGCGGGCUUCGGCCUCAUGUUCCCCUGCAAGGACUCGCAGGACACCGUGUGCGAGGAGUGCCCCGAGGGCACCUUCUCCAGCGAGGCCAACUUCGUGGACCCCUGCCUGCCCUGCACCACGUGCGAGGAGAAUGAGGUGCUGCUGCGGGAGUGCACGGCCGUGGCGGAUGCGGAGUGCCGCGGCCUGCACCCUCGCUGGACAACGCACGCCCCGUCCCCGGGGGGCUCUGAGGGCCCCGAGGCGGCCACCAGGGAGCCGCCGAGCACCGAGGGCGCGGCCAGCACCGCGGGGGACACGGCCACCACCGUCAUGGGCAGCUCGCAGCCCGUGGUGACCCACGGCACCAGCGACAACCUCAUCCCCGUCUACUGCUCCAUCCUGGCCGCCGUGGUGGUGGGGCUGGUGGCCUACAUCGCCUUCAAGAGGUGGAACAGCUGCAAGCAGAACAAGCAGGGGGCCAACAACCGCGCGGUGAACCAGACGCCGUCGCCCGAGGGGGAGAAGCUGCACAGCGACAGCGGCAUCUCCGUGGACAGCCAGAGCCUGCACGAGCAGCAGCCCCCGGGGCAGGGCAGCCAGGGGCCAGCAGCCCCCAAGGCCGACGGGACCCCGUACGCGGCGCUGCCGGCCAGCAAGCGGGAGGAGGUGGAGAAGCUGCUGGGCAGCUCGGCCGAGGACACGUGGCGGCAGCUGGCGGGCGAGCUGGGCUACAAGGAGGAGCUGCUGGAGGCCUUCGGGCGCGACGAGGCGCCGGCGCGGGCGCUGCUGGCCCACUGGGCCGGCCGCGAGUCGGCCACGCUGGAGGCGCUGCUGGCCGCCCUGCGCCGCCUGCAGCGCGCCGACAUCGCCGACAGCCUGGCCAGCGGCUCCACCGCCACCUCCCCCGUCUGAAGGGCGGCCCGGGGGGGCUCGGGGCUGGGGGGGCCCCAGAGGGGUCGCUCCGGGCCCCCCCGGAGGAGCUCGCGGUGCCGGUACCGGCCGCUCCCCGAGGUGGUCCCGCCCGGCAGCCCCUGAUGGGGUUGGGGGGUUCGGCCUCGCUCCCCCGUCACGCGUCCAGCCCUGGGGGCUGCGGGAUGGACGGACAGAUGGACAGAUGGACACGGGAGGGAUGGCCGUGCUGUCAGCCCUCUCCGCUGCCCCCCUUCAGCUCCUCCUGCUGCCCCUCGGCUCCCCCCAGCGCCCCCAGACCCGGCUGCGCUCCCCCCAGGGGGAAGGGGGGGCUGGGGGCUCGGGGGGGCUGGGGGAGGGCAGCCGGCCCCCACACUGUGAAAUUUGGGGUGCGGCCUCCCCGCAGCUCCGCGGGGAUUCGGGGCAGCAGCCGCGACCAGCCCGGACACUGAGGAGAGGAUUUUGGGGUGCCACCACCCCCCCGUGGGGUCCGGGGGGACACCGAGGGGACACCGAGGGGACACUGAAGGUGGAAAGCGCUGCCCAAGUGCCUGCCCCCCGCGGGGACACCCCCAGGGCUCCGCUCCCGCCCUGUCCCCGUGUCCCCGAGCUGCCGAGGCCCCCCGAGGCCACCCGAGGCCACCCUGGCACCGUUGCACUGUCCCCCUGUCCCCACCCCGCGUCAAAGGGCUCCUCUGUGCCAGCACUGUGAGAGCAGCUCGGGAACGUCCCCAAGGGUCCCUCGGGCCCCUGGGUGACCCCAGCACCUCCCGGGGAGGUGACAUCGCUCAAAGGGCGUUUGGGGGACGUUUGGGCCCCAGCUGGGCGAGCUGGAGCGGCCACUGGGCUGGGGGUGUCCCUUGAGUGCCACUGGGCUGGGGAUGUCCCUUGAGUGCCACCAGCCUGGAGAGUGUCCCCUGAGUGCCACUGGGCUUGGGAAGUGUCCCCUGAGCUGUCACUGGGCUGGGGAUGUCCCCAUAGAUGUCACCAGCCUGGAGAGUGUCCCCUGAGCUGUCACUGGGCUUGGGAAGUGUCCCCUGAGCUGCCACCAAGCUCCCGGUGAUGUCCCCAAUGCUUUGCCCAAGUGGAUGAGGCACCUCCAGGUGCGCCGGGCACGCCCUGGGCCAGGUGUGGCACAGCCCCAGGUGUGGCACAGCCCAGGUGUGGCACAACCCCAGGUGUGCCAGGCACAGCCCCAGGUGUGCCAGGCACAGCCCAGGUGUGCCAGGCACAGCCCAGGUGUGGCACAGCCUAGGUGUGGCACAGCCCAGGUGUGGCACAGCCCCAGGUGUGGCACAGCCCAGAUGUGCCAGGCACAGCCCCAGCCAGCUGUGGCCUCUCCACCCCUCUGGAUUCACCCCAAAUCCCCCCGAAGGCAGAGCGGGGUUUCCCCCUCCCGGAUCUGUAAAUAGGAAUUGUGCUGUGUGACCCCGGGGACAGCCCUGUCCCCUCUCCCCUUCCCGGUGGGAAUUCCCAUCCCAACCCCGUGGUCCCCCCUCGUUCCUGGCCCUAAAGACCCCGGGGGGGCAGAGGAACGAUCACCCCAAAUCCCGCAGCAGGAUUGGGGUGUCCCGGGGGCUGGAGCUGCUCCCGUGGGAUUCCAGCCCCAGAUCCCCCAAAACCUUCCCGGGAUUUCCCUCCCUGCUCGGGGUGAUGAAGCUGGGCUGGGAUCUGGGGGAUUCCCACCAGGAUCCCUUGGGAAGAGCCAGGCCUGGCUGGAAUUGCUGAAAAUCCCAAAUCCCAGCCCCAAACUCCUCCCACCGCCCAAAUCCAGGGAAAUUUGCCCCAAAUUUCCGACCCCACUCGCAGUGGGCGUCUGGGAUGGAAACCCCAGGUCCUGCCAGACCCAGCCACACCGGGGGGGAUUUGGGGUGAGUUCGGGGUGGAUUUGGGGUGGAUUUGGAAUAGAUUUGGGGGAUGGAUUUGGGAUUAAUUUAGGAUGGAUUUGGCAUGAAUUUGGAGUGAAUUUCAGAUGAAUUUGGAAUGGAUUUGGGGGAUGAAUUUGGGAUGGAUUUGGGAUGGAUUUCAGAUGAACUUGGAAUAGUUUUGGGGCAUGGAUUUAGGAUUAAUUUAAGAUGGAUUUGGCAUGAAUUCGGAAUGGAUUUCAGAUUAAUUUGGAAUGGAUUUGGGAUUAAUUUAGGAUGGAUUUGGCAUGAAUUUGGAAUGGAUUUCAGAUGAAUUUUGGAUGAAUUUGGAAUGGAUUUGGGGUGGGUUUGGGAUGAAUAAUGGGAUGGAUUUGGCAUGAAUUUGGAUUUAAUUUGGGAUGUAUUUGGGAUGAAUUUUGGAUUACUUUGGGAUGAAUUUGGGGUGGAUUUGGGAUGGAUUCCUUCACUGGCCGCCUUCAGGUAGCUCCCAUUGUUCUGGGUUUUUUGGAAAAGCGACUCCAGGACGAGCUGGGGGUGCCUGGGAUGAGGUGCCUGGAUCCAAACGGAAUUUCUGUUCCUCAGGACAACCCUGCCUCGCCCGCAGGUUUUCAUUGCCAUGGGAAGGGAUCUCAGCACCCCCAAUCCCCAAAAAUUGAAUUUUCAGGGCCGAGGGAACGGGGACAAACUCAGCAUCCAAAGAGGAGCCGGGGCUGCCACAACCCCCCCUGGCUGCGGGACAGAAAUGGAAAUAAAAUCCCAAAAAAAGCCAAAAAAACCCCAAAGCCAGGGGGGAAAGCCAAGCCAAAGUCAGAGCUCGUUUCGUGUCGUACCAAGCGCGUGUGUCCCUCCACUCCCCGCUGUAAUUCCAGGGCCGAUUUUGUAGGAUAGAAGGAUUUGGGGGGGU
Molecule: messenger RNA, 4099 nt
Organism: Passer domesticus (house sparrow)
Lineage: Eukaryota; Metazoa; Chordata; Aves; Passeriformes; Passeridae
Gene: NGFR
Product: nerve growth factor receptor
Exons: 6
Coding region: 77-1333 (418 amino acids)
Biological process (GO): Rho protein signal transduction
Cellular component (GO): cell surface; plasma membrane
Molecular function (GO): nerve growth factor binding; death receptor activity; coreceptor activity
Source: RefSeq, a predicted model, not a curated record